CUCGUUUGCUGAGAGAUUUGGAUUUUUUUCCCUUGAGCACCCUGGAAAGAUGGACCUGACCUCAGUGAGAACAAACUGUCCAGCUCAUAAAAGAGAGCUGAGGAAAAAGGAAGGUGGCAGUGCACUGCUCCUGUUCCUGCACAAAGCCUGGACACAGCAUCACUUUUCCAGCUUUGCUCCUUGAAUUCAGGUCAAAUUGGCUCAAAUCCUUGGGCUGGACCCCUGCAGAAAGGAGGAAGAGCUGGUGAAUCCCUGACUGGCCCCAAACCAACCCGGGAAGAGCAGAGGGAGAAGGUUGAGGGACACAGUUAUUCCUCAUCAUCUGGGGACACAGCAAUGACACCAGGUUAAUGAAGGAGGCAGUGGCAGGGUGGCUCACAGGAUCCCCUUCCCGUCCUUCCCGGGCCGGCAGCGACUGCGGGCAGCCAGGAACGGAGGUGGGGAGCUCUGCUGGGAAGCAUGCCAGUGCGGCACUUCCUUCGUUUCGCAACCUCGACCAUAACCUUGUGGGAAUGAGGAUCAGGUGUUCCCGGCUGAUCUCAUCUGGUUCAGGGCAUUUAUCUCCAGCUCUGAGGCUUUUCUGCACUUUGUCGGUGGCACCAGCACAGAGGCAAAACCACAGCGUUCUCCUUGUGGUUCAAAUUGGAGCAGGGAUGUGGCAAAGCAGGAGAGAGGGGAUGGAGCCCUUCCCCAUCUCCUGAUUUCUGUGUCAGGAUCAGAGAGGACCAUCCUGCUGCUGGCUCUGUCCCCACAGUCCCUGAGGCUCCAUGGCCAAGGUGCAGACUGAUCCUGAGGAUCAUGAAAUCCCUUUUCCAUCCCUCUCUCUGUUCCCACUGCAUGGUGAGAUGCUUGUGCCCUUCCUCCAGCAGGAGCUGCCUCGUCCUCUCUGCACCACCAGAGCUGCAGUGCUGAGCCCUGCUUUGACCCUCUGCCACGCUGUGGGUCCAGCCCUGGAUGAGGAGAAAGAGGAAAGGUUCCCUGUGGGCAGCACCGUGGGCCUAGGAGUGUUUGGUACCAGUCUCUUGGCAAAAGAGCCUGAGGAAUGGAAGGGUAAAGAAAUAUGACCCAGCUGCUAUGCACAAUGAGCCUUGUUACCGGCCAAAUUCGGCAACUUUUUCUCAGUACUCAUCCAUUCAAACCCUUCUCAGCUCUGUAAACCGGUGAGUUUCCUCUCAAGUCAGUAAAUCUGUGCCAGCCCACGCGGUCGAGGCUCGGUCCUGACUUUCCCCCCGCCUCGCACGAGGCUUAGAGCCGCCGCCGUCGGGUCCCGUCGGGUGCGGGCUCGGGACUCGCUGCUCCCCUCGUCUCCGUCGUGCUUGGCAGCUUUUCUCGGGGGGAAGAGAAGCAGGUUAUCUUCGGGGCAAGAGGAGCCACGGAAAGGGGCAGCGGCUGGAAGGAAGAGCGCUGGAGCAUCCCGCGGGACGGAUCCCACUCGGGUUUCCCCGGCCCGCGGACUGAGUGUAACUUCGGAGAAAAGCGACAGCGAACUUUUAUUAAUCGCCGGUGUUCAGGGCCAAGGCAUGAGCGAGCUCGGUGACAGUGAUGAGUGGUUUGGAGCGCUGGUCCCUGAAAGCGGGGCUUAUCCUCCCACUGCUCCCUUGGCUCGGCGUUGAUGAGCCGUGAAUAGGAGCCACCCUGCCGUCGGGGAUCCGGCCGUUUAUCUGCCGGGUGAUGACAGUCGGGCUGGUUUCGCCUCGCCGUCAAUUGCCGCAGCCUUCGGGAAGCGCACGGAGCUGCCGCAGCCGGGGGCUCCAUCCGACGAGGCGGUUUCACCCCUGGGUGUUGGCCCCGUCCCCGUGCUCGGGGGAUGAGGAAAUCCGUGCGGUCCCCGAGGAACCGAUCCCGGAGCCCGCUACGGGCAGGUGCUGCCCGGGCUCAGGGCACGGUGAGCCGAGCGCGGCCGGACUCAGCCGGGGCCGCACGGCGGGGAAUGGGCCCGACCCCUCCGCUCCUGUAUCCCCGUACGCACCGACGGGGAAAUCAGGCCUGAGAGUCUUUGGAUUUACUUUCAUUAAAUCCUCCCCACCUGGGAUUGCCCCUCCGCCCCUUUUUUGUUGUUGUUCAAGGGGGAAAACUCUGCAUUUAACGUCGGGAAGCUCAGGUAGCAGCCGGCGUUUCCCCUUGCCGCGAUUGCGGCAGGACGGGCUGAGGGGAGACCCAUCCAGACAAAGCCGAGCCCCCGGUCCCUCUGAGGCAGCCGAGUCACACCAAAAUUCACCUCGCCGUGGAGCCCGGUCCUGCAGCCCACGGGGAGAGCCCGGUCCGCGGGUGGGAACCGGCAGCGGGACCGAGCGAGGGGCCGCGGGGCUGGGACACGGCCCGGAGCUCAGAGGCGGCUGCGGCCGCGGAACCAGCGGGAACCGAACCGAGCGGGGCAGGAAAUGCUCCAGGAGAAAAGCCUGUCUGAAACCGAGGAAGGGUUUCCAACAGCCCCCGCGCCCGGCCAUGCGGACACCUCCGCCGGCUCCCCCGUCCUCGGCGUAGCCGGGGGGAGCAGCACGCCGCUCAGCAGCCCGCAGCUCCCCGACCCCGAGCAGACAAUAGAAAAUAUCAAAGUCUAUCUCCAUGAGAAGGAGCUAUGGAAGAAAUUUCAUGAAGCUGGCACGGAAAUGAUAAUAACCAAAGCAGGCAGGAGGAUGUUCCCCAGUUACAAGGUCAAAGUGACUGGAAUGAACCCCAAGACCAAAUACAUUUUGUUGAUCGACAUCGUCCCGGCCGACGACCACCGCUACAAAUUCUGUGACAACAAAUGGAUGGUGGCUGGGAAGGCCGAGCCGGCCAUGCCGGGCAGGCUGUACGUGCACCCCGACUCCCCGGCCACGGGAGCCCACUGGAUGAGGCAGCUGGUGUCCUUCCAGAAGCUCAAACUCACCAACAACCACCUGGACCCCUUUGGACACAUCAUCCUCAAUUCAAUGCACAAAUACCAGCCCCGGCUGCACAUUGUGAAGGCAGACGAGAACAACGCCUUUGGCUCCAAGAACACGGCGUUCUGCACCCACGUCUUCCCCGAGACCUCCUUCAUCUCUGUCACCUCCUACCAGAACCACAAGAUAACCCAGCUGAAAAUUGAGAACAACCCCUUUGCCAAGGGCUUCCGGGGCAGCGACGACAGCGACCUGCGCGUGGCUCGGCUCCAGAGCAAAGAAUAUCCAGUAAUUUCCAAAAGCAUCAUGAGGCAGAGGUUGGUGUCCAGCCACGGCCAGCUGUCAGCAAAGCCAGAUGUGAACCCACUCCAUGGGAAUCACCAGAGCCUGCAGCAUUAUCAGUAUGAGAAUGGUGCUCACAUGCAGUUUGCAGCUUCAGAUACUCAAGAUCUGCCACUCAACACCUUCACAGCACAGAGAGAUUCAGGGCUCUUCUACCAUUGUCUAAAAAGAAGAGAAAGCGCUCGGCACCUGGACCUGCCCUGCAAACGCUCCUACCUGGACGCCUCGUCCUCGGUGGGGGACGAUCACUAUUUCCGCUCGCCGCCGCCCUACGAGCAGCAGAUGCUGAGCCCGUCCUACUGCGGCGAGGUGGCCCCCAGGGAGGCCUGCAUGUACUCUGGCUCCGGCGCCGACAUCGCCGCCGUCUCGGCCGUCGACGAUUUGCCGCCGCCGCCGCCGCCGCUGAGCUGCAACAUGUGGACUUCAGUCGCACCUUACAGCGGCUACAGCGUGCAGACCAUGGACACUGUGCCCUACCAGCCCUUCCCGCCGCACUUCCCCGCCGCGCCCAUGAUGCCGCGGCUGCCGCCGGCCAUGGCGGGCCAGGCCUCGCAGCCGCCGGGGAACGGCCCCUUCAGCGUCUACAACCAGCUGGGCCCGGCCCCGGGCCGGGAGCGCGGCCCCGCCGCCGCCUUCCCCAGGGAGCGGGGACACCCGGCCGUGUGCGAGCGGAAAGCGCCGUCCCCGCACCUGAACGCGGCCAACGAGUUCCUGUACUCGCAGGGCUUCUCGCUGGCCCGGGAGUCGUCGCUGCAGUACCAUUCAGGGAUGGGCGCUGUGGAGAACUGGACCGACGGGUGACCCCCGAGGCCGCAGCCGCCCUUGUGCUCCGGGACAGUGCAGGCAGCGUCGAUACCUGUGGGUAACUUGCACUUCGCUGAGACACAUGUGCAUUUCCAGAGGGAUCUGUGUGCGUGAAGAGCUCGUAUCUUCAGGCGCACACAGAGUUCCGUCUCCUGUCUCAGUGGGCUGGAUUCAUCAGGCUCUCAGUGACUCCCAAAUAAAUUCAUUCUCGUGUCUUCAUGCAGUAGAAACCAUCCUCAUGACUAACGAGUGACGUAGCUAGUCAUGUUCUUUUGCUUGUAAUGUCAAACAUCCGUGAGCAAAUUUUGGCUAUUUGGGAAAAAUACGAGCUUCACUUUUACGGUCCUUGGCUCACGAAGCCACAGCUCCCAAAGCUCCGAGGAAAUCCCCGCUCGAUCGGUCGCGUAGCUCAAGGACUGCCGCGGCAGCGCCUCUUUAGCCCUUGGGAUCCCUGGAGAUUCCAAAGGGAUCCAGAUUGCCGAGGGAUUUGUUCCCUGGCAGCGCGGGAGCGGCGGGCCGGGCCCGAGCAGGCCCCGAUGCACAAAUGUCUCCUUUGCCCCCACAGCGGCAUCGGGCGUGGCUGGGGGAAGCGAAGAAGUGAAGAGUUAAGUCCGAGGCCAAACAGCAAAUUAAUUAAUUAAUUGCAGCGUUAGGAACAGACCCA
This is a messenger RNA of Zonotrichia leucophrys gambelii, 4677 nucleotides long. RefSeq names its product T-box transcription factor 4 (gene TBX4). Lineage: Eukaryota; Metazoa; Chordata; Aves; Passeriformes; Passerellidae. The coding region runs from base 2382 to 4010 and encodes 542 amino acids. Gene Ontology annotation, molecular function: RNA polymerase II cis-regulatory region sequence-specific DNA binding; DNA-binding transcription factor activity, RNA polymerase II-specific. Gene Ontology annotation, cellular component: nucleus. The record is from RefSeq and is a predicted model, not a curated record. Gene Ontology annotation, biological process: positive regulation of DNA-templated transcription; angiogenesis; regulation of transcription by RNA polymerase II. The transcript is spliced from 18 exons.